CAGCUUUUCCAUGGAAACCCCCGUUUUCCUCCGUUUGGGAGUCGACAUUUCCAUGGAAAUCCCUCCAUCAAAAGUCAUUUCAGCGGUAGACCCUAUAAGAAAUCUAGCGGUAGGGUUUUUCAAACGCUCAUUUUCGUUUUUCUCCUUUUCCAUUGCAUUUCCGCCUCUCUCAGUCAGAAGGUCAACCAAUCAAUCCCAAACAAGUAAGUGAGGUAAUACGCGCAUGGCACCUAAUUCGGGAGAAAGUGGUAACUUUGAGAUUAUAAAGCAUGCCUCUGUUCAUAAUUACAAUGGGCAUGAUGACAUGCAAUCUGAUUCAUCAUCCUUGGCUUAUUCGACUGAGGAUUCAGAAGAGGCAUCUCCGCGGGCUAGAGUUCAAGGUAUGGAAAAGAUCGCAUCCUCUUUGUGUAACCUGGCAUCAGCAAUGGUUGAUGUGGCGGAAAACAUGGGUGGAGGCUGCUCCAUGAAUAGAAUGAAGACUUUGGUUGAAGAGUUGAAGAAAAUUCCGGAUCUCACCACACCACAGUUUCUCAAGGCGUGUAUUCUUCUAGCCAAAGAGAAAAACCUGGGAGCUAUGUUCUUGGUCAUGGGCAAGGAUAUGAAGCGCAAGUGGUUGUUGUGGAAUCUUGAGAGGGUUUGAGCAUUCGUUGCUGUGUUUGUUUCGUUUUGGUUGAUGAUGAUAUAACCAUCGAAUGGUUUGGAUAUUUUGUUGGUUGGGCACAUCUCAUCACCACCCAAUGCUUUUGGAUAUUUUGUUCUGAAACUUGUGUGGUUGGGCACAUGGAAAACCUUAUGUGUAUGGCUCUAUCUUUUUGUAAUGGUGUUGUUAUGUGGAUGGAAACAUGGUGAAUAUUUUGUUCAGAAACUCUUGUGGUUGGGCACAUGGAAACCUAAUGCGUAUGGCUCCUUUUU
Magnolia sinica is the source of this 912-nucleotide messenger RNA. RefSeq lists its product as uncharacterized. Lineage: Eukaryota; Viridiplantae; Streptophyta; Magnoliopsida; Magnoliales; Magnoliaceae. Bases 224 to 640 code for a protein of 138 amino acids. The record is from RefSeq and is a predicted model, not a curated record. The transcript has 2 exons.